CUUGAGUUGGCGAUUGGCAUAGGAGCUGACUGUUUAGUGCUACCUCGGACAACCCCCUUGCACCUUGCCAUAAAAGAUACCAUGGAACACGGUAAGAGGACCUUCGCUGCCUGCUAGGGGCACAUUGGGGAAAACUCUCCAAGAUGGAGCGAGCGCACGUUACCUCUUGUGCCAAUGUACUGGCUUCCAAGCGAUUGCCUCAUGAGCUCCUGUUGCCCAUCUUUGACCUCGUUGCCUCCGAGUCUCUGACAGCAACACUGGCUCUAUGCUGUCUCAAUCGCUUCUGGCAGAAUGAAUACGAGCGUAGGGUCUACAGAUCCGUUCUGCUGCAGCGGCAAAGCGAGGUCCAGCUUGUGCGACGUGCGCUGCGCUCUCGACCCGAGCGAGGGCAGCACAUAAGGGAUCUCAGCUUAAUCCACAUUUCCCUCGGACGCCGAGAAGAUCAGUUCGAAUCGGACAGUGAGAUUACACACGCAUCUGCCGUGGAUGCAGAUGCGCUUUUGCAGUUGACACCGAACGUGAGACGGCUCCAGCUUUCGCAUUGCUAUUUCUUCGGUUGGGAGCGGGGGCUGUACAAUACCAAACAGCUUGAAGAGGCGCAUUUACACGGUUGCCGGGACCAGGGGUGUCUGAAGGCGCUCAUUAACAAAGAGGACAAGAUGCUGGAGGACAUCGCCAUGAAGGAUGCUUCAGCCAGAGGCUCCCACACAAACCCAAGCAGCAAGGAGAUGCUGCGUUUGAAAUAUGGCGAUCAGUUGCCCAUGAAGCGAAUCGAGUUAUGUUUCUAUACAGGCGCGAUGCUCGCUGAAUUGGUGCAGCUCUCUGGCCUGACGCACAUUGUUCUGACGCGCGUCUACUCGAGACGGCAGAUCGCAGGCCUUCCAAACGUACGCCUACUACCACGCUCAUCCGUUCAGAUGUUGCUCUCUUCCCCUCGCAUCAAACGCCUGAUAAUCCAAGACGAGACCAAGAUGCUGAGUCGAAUCAUAUCCGAGCUAAACGGGAUCGAAGACCCCCGCCUGAGAUUCCGGGCGCUCGUCUCGCGUCAGACCCUCGAGGCAAGGUUUGGCAGUGCAGACACGCUGCACCCUGCGCAGUCGAUCGGCAACCGGUACGAGGACUGGGUUACACGUGCGCAAUUGUGGCGAGAUGCGUUUCUGUUCGGCGAGGAGGAGGAGUUCAAGCAGGCUGCACAAGAGGUCCCGUAUUCAGGUGGCCUUCUGGUCGGUCAUCCUGCAACGCCUUGGCAAGACCAGAGAGGUGAUUACGUUGGCGCAACCCUUGAAACAUUUACUGGCGUGCUUGCCUUCGACUUGAUGAUAAACGGGCCGCCCAACCCAGGGCCCGCGGAGGUUGAAGCAGAGCCGCUGCUUAUCAGCAUGCCAGGCUUUGAAGGGUGAUGAAUGACGCCAGCGUGCGGUGCCUUUCCAUGAGCCCGUGUCGCACGUAGCAUACAGUUGGUAGGGCAACUUGUACGACAUACAUCGCUGUCUCACAAACCUGAAUACCCGCGACCUCCGAGACUCUGAACCCAAGAGAUGUGCAAUGAACUCCAUCACAAUUCCAACCCCAAAAUGCCGAUGGAGCAAAUGAAUACAAACAAAAGGGGGGGACGGCUCUCGCUUUCUGCUUUUUCUUUUGGUUUCUCACAUCGAGCGCGUCCCCCUGAUUAGCGUGCUG
Messenger RNA from Tilletiaria anomala UBC 951, 1680 nucleotides. RefSeq lists its product as uncharacterized. The record is from RefSeq and is a predicted model, not a curated record. NCBI's taxonomy places the organism in Eukaryota, Fungi, Basidiomycota, Exobasidiomycetes, Georgefischeriales, Tilletiariaceae. The coding region runs from base 144 to 1400 and encodes 418 amino acids. The transcript has 2 exons.